Messenger RNA from Lepus europaeus (European hare), 10791 nucleotides. It is a transcript of the gene ANKHD1, whose product is annotated as ankyrin repeat and KH domain containing 1. Gene Ontology annotation, molecular function: RNA binding; protein binding. Gene Ontology annotation, cellular component: cytoplasm. Gene Ontology annotation, biological process: innate immune response. The coding region runs from base 126 to 7799 and encodes 2557 amino acids. The transcript has 34 exons. NCBI's taxonomy places the organism in Eukaryota, Metazoa, Chordata, Mammalia, Lagomorpha, Leporidae. The record is from RefSeq and is a predicted model, not a curated record.
UAGUGGCGCUGCUGGGACGGGGGAAAGGAGACGCUUCUUCCUCCUGCUGCUCCACUCGUUCCUGGGAUCAGCGGAGGCGUUGGCCGCGAGUGACUGGGCUGCGUCUCCGGUUCCGCGUGCUAACCAUGCUGACCGACGGCGGGGGCGGCGGCACCUCCUUUGAGGAGGACCUGGACUCUGUGGCUCCGCGAUCCGCCCCAGCCGGGGCCUCGGAGCCGCCUCCGCCGGGAGGGGUCGGGCUGGGGAUCCGCACCGUGAGGCUCUUUGGGGAGGCCGGGCCCGCGCCGGGAGUCGGCGGCGGCGGUACGGGUGCAGGCGGAGGGGACGCGGCGCUGGAUUACAAGUUGGCGGCUGCGGUGCUGAGGACCGGGGGUGGAGGUGGUACCUCUGGCAGCGACGAGGACGAGGUGUCCGAGGUUGAAUCAUUUAUUUUGGACCAAGAAGAUUUGGAUAACCCAGUACUUAAAACAACCUCGGAGAUAUUCUUAUCCAGUACUACAGAAGGAGCAGACUUACGCACUGUGGAUCCAGAGACUCAGGCACGACUAGAAGCUUUGCUGGAAGCAGCAGGAAUUGGCAAAUUAUCAACUGCUGAUGGUAAAGCUUUUGCAGAUCCUGAGGUACUCCGAAGACUGACAUCCUCAGUUAGUUGUGCGCUGGAUGAAGCUGCUGCUGCACUGACAAGGAUGAGAGCAGAAAACAGCCAUAAUGCAGGACAAGUAGACACUCGAAGUCUGGCAGAAGCCUGUUCGGAUGGGGAUGUGAAUGCUGUACGCAAAUUGCUAGAUGAAGGAAGAAGCGUAAACGAGCAUACAGAAGAAGGAGAAAGCCUGUUGUGUUUGGCUUGUUCAGCAGGGUAUUAUGAAUUAGCACAAGUAUUACUUGCGAUGCAUGCUAAUGUUGAAGAUCGAGGGAAUAAGGGAGACAUAACUCCCCUGAUGGCAGCUUCCAGUGGAGGUUAUUUAGAUAUUGUGAAAUUAUUACUACUUCAUGAUGCAGACGUCAAUUCCCAGUCUGCAACAGGAAACACUGCACUGACAUAUGCCUGUGCUGGAGGAUUUGUUGACAUUGUGAAAGUGCUACUUAAUGAAGGUGCAAAUAUAGAAGAUCAUAAUGAAAAUGGACACACUCCCUUAAUGGAAGCAGCCAGUGCAGGUCAUGUGGAAGUUGCAAGAAUUCUUCUAGAUCAUGGCGCAGGCAUCAACACUCACUCUAAUGAAUUCAAAGAAAGUGCUCUUACACUUGCAUGCUACAAAGGCCAUUUGGAUAUGGUUCGCUUUCUUCUUGAAGCUGGUGCAGAUCAAGAGCACAAAACAGAUGAGAUGCACACUGCCUUAAUGGAGGCUUGCAUGGAUGGACAUGUAGAAGUGGCACGUUUACUUUUGGAUAGUGGUGCUCAAGUAAACAUGCCUGCAGAUUCAUUUGAGUCUCCAUUGACGUUAGCUGCCUGUGGAGGACAUGUUGAAUUGGCAGCUCUACUCAUUGAAAGGGGAGCAAAUCUUGAAGAAGUUAAUGAUGAAGGUUAUACUCCCUUGAUGGAAGCUGCUCGAGAAGGACAUGAAGAGAUGGUGGCACUGCUCUUAGCACAAGGAGCAAAUAUUAAUGCCCAGACAGAAGAAACCCAAGAAACUGCUCUUACCUUGGCUUGCUGUGGAGGAUUUUCUGAAGUUGCAGACUUUCUGAUUAAGGCAGGGGCUGACAUAGAACUUGGCUGCUCCACACCUCUGAUGGAAGCAUCUCAGGAGGGACACCUGGAGUUAGUUAAAUACUUGCUGACUGCUGGGGCUAAUGUGCAUGCUACAACAGCAACAGGAGACACGGCCUUAACCUAUGCUUGUGAAAAUGGACACACAGAUGUUGCAGAUGUUUUACUUCAAGCAGGGGCUGAUUUAGAGCAUGAAUCUGAAGGUGGAAGAACCCCUUUGAUGAAAGCUGCAAGAGCUGGUCAUUUGUGUACUGUGCAGUUUCUUAUUAGUAAAGGUGCCAAUGUGAAUAGGGCUACAGCCAAUAAUGACCAUACAGUAGUGUCGUUGGCAUGUGCAGGGGGCCACCUGGCAGUAGUUGAACUACUCUUGGCUCAUGGUGCUGAUCCUACUCAUCGACUCAAGGAUGGCUCCACAAUGCUCAUUGAAGCAGCAAAGGGUGGUCAUACUAAUGUUGUUUCUUAUCUAUUGGAUUAUCCAAAUAAUGUUCUGUCAGUUCCUACUACCGAUGUAUCUCAGCUUACCCCACCUUCUCAAGAUCAAUCUCAGGUUCCACGUGUACCAGUGCAUACACUUGCCAUGGUUGUACCUCCACAGGAACCUGACAGAACUUUGCAGGAGAACUCUCCUGCCCUUAUAGGAGUACAGAAAGGUACAUCCAAGCAGAAGUCCAGUUCCCUGCAGGUAGCAGAUCAGGACCUACUGCCACCUUUUCACCCAUACCAGCCUUUGGAGUGCAUAGUAGAGGAGACUGAAGGCAAGCUGAAUGAACUGGGACAAAGAAUUAGUGCUAUUGAAAAAGCACAGCUUAAGUCAUUGGAGUUAAUUCAAGGUGAACCUCUGAACAAAGAUAAGAUAGAAGAACUUAAAAAGAACAGAGAAGAACAAGUCCAGAAGAAGAAGAAAAUACUGAAAGAACUGCAGAAAGUGGAAAGGCAGUUGCAAAUGAAAACACAGCAGCAAUUUACCAAAGAAUACUUGGAAACCAAAGGUCAGAAAGACACAGUGUCUCUACAACAGCAAUGCUCUCAUAGAGGAGUCUUCCCAGAAGGGGAAGGAGAUGGUAGUCUCCCAGAGGAUCACUUUUCAGAGUUACCUCAGGUUGACACAAUCUUAUUUAAAGAUAAUGAUGUUGACGAUGAGCAACAGUCUCCACCAUCGGCAGAACAAAUUGAUUUUGUCCCGGUCCAGCCUUUAUCAUCUCCACAGUGUAACUUUUCCAGUGAUUUAGGUUCUAACGGGACAAAUUCUCUUGAACUUCAGAAAUUAUCAGGUAAUCAGCAGAUUGUAGGACAGCCUCAGAUUGCUAUUACUGGACAUGAUCAGGGGCUGUUAGUUCAAGAACCAGAUGGACUAAUGGUGGCAACUCCAGCCCAGACGCUUACCGACACUCUUGAUGACCUGAUAGCAGCUGUGAGUAGCAGAGUACCCACUGGUUCAAACAGUUCUCAGACCACAGAUCGUUUUGCACCUGAAUCCUGUUCACAGACUCCAACCAAUGUGGCUUCCCAGUCUGUCCCCUCUGUGUAUCCAUCAGUUGACAUUGAUGCACAUACUGAAAGCAAUCAUGACACAGCAUUAACAUUAGCUUGUGCAGGUGGUCAUGAAGAACUUGUGUCUGUACUCAUUGCAAGAGAUGCUAAAAUUGAGCACAGAGAUAAAAAAGGUUUCACACCACUGAUCCUGGCUGCAACAGCAGGGCAUGUUGGUGUUGUUGAAAUUCUUCUGGAUAAAGGUGGAGAUAUAGAAGCACAGUCUGAACGAACUAAGGAUACUCCGCUUUCAUUGGCGUGUUCUGGUGGACGUCAGGAGGUAGUAGACUUGCUGCUGGCUCGAGGUGCAAAUAAGGAACAUAGGAAUGUGUCUGAUUAUACACCACUGAGUCUAGCUGCAUCUGGAGGAUAUGUUAAUAUCAUUAAGAUUCUGCUUAAUGCUGGGGCAGAAAUUAAUUCAAGGACUGGGAGUAAACUAGGUAUUUCUCCCCUGAUGUUGGCUGCAAUGAAUGGACAUGUUCCUGCAGUGAAACUGCUACUUGAUAUGGGUUCAGACAUUAAUGCUCAGAUAGAGACAAAUCGGAACACAGCCCUCACCCUGGCCUGUUUCCAGGGCCGAGCAGAAGUAGUGAGUUUGCUUCUGGACCGAAAAGCCAAUGUGGAACACAGGGCAAAGACCGGUCUUACUCCAUUAAUGGAAGCUGCUUCUGGAGGAUAUGCAGAAGUUGGAAGAGUUCUCCUUGAUAAAGGAGCAGAUGUCAAUGCUCCCCCUGUGCCUUCCUCAAGAGAUACUGCUUUAACAAUAGCAGCAGACAAAGGUCACUACAAAUUUUGUGAGCUCCUGAUUAAUAGAGGAGCUCAUAUUGAUGUUCGUAACAAGAAAGGAAAUACACCACUUUGGCUGGCAUCCAAUGGUGGUCAUUUUGAUGUAGUUCAGUUGCUAGUACAAGCAGGUGCUGAUGUGGAUGCAGCAGAUAACCGGAAAAUCACACCACUUAUGUCAGCAUUCCGCAAGGGUCAUGUAAAAGUUGUUCAGUAUUUGGUGAAAGAAGUCAAUCAGUUCCCUUCUGAUAUAGAAUGUAUGAGAUACAUAGCAACAAUUGCAGAUAAGGAACUGUUGAAAAAAUGUCACCAGUGUGUUGAGACAAUUGUGAAGGCUAAAGACCAACAGGCUGCAGAAGCAAAUAAGAAUGCAAGUAUUCUUUUAAAGGAACUUGAUCUAGAAAAGUCAAGAGAAGAAAGUAGGAAGCAGGCUCUUGCGGCUAAAAGGGAGAAAAGAAAAGAGAAGAGAAAAAAGAAAAAAGAAGAGCAGAAAAGAAAACAGGAAGAAGAUGAGGAAAACAAACCUAAGGAAAAUUCAGAAGUACCAGAAGAUGAAGAUGAAGAGGAAAAUGAUGAAGAUGUGGAGCAAGAAGUUCCCAUAGAGCCUCCUAGUGCAACUACCACCACCACAAUUGGAAUCUCUGCAACAUCUGCAACGUUCACAAAUGUGUUUGGGAAAAAAAGGGCCAACGUGGUGACAACCCCCAGCACCAACAGGAAAAAUAAGAAGAAUAAAACGAAAGAGACCCCUCCCACAGCACAUUUAAUACUACCAGAACAACAUAUAUCUUUAGCACAACAAAAGGCAGAUAAAAAUAAAAUAAAUGGAGAACCUAGAGGUGGUGGUACAGGUGGGAAUAGUGAUUCAGAUAAUUUGGACAGCACAGACUGCAACAGUGAGAGUAGUAGUGGUGGUAAAAGCCAAGAAUUAAAUUUCACUAUGGAUGUGAAUUCUUCUAAUGAUAGGAGAUACCCCCCACUGCUCCUCCAUUCCCAAGAAGAAAAGACAAGUUCCACAACUUCCAAAACUCAAACACGACUUGAAGGUGAAGUGAAUUCUAAUUCCUUAUCAACAAGCUACAAGUCAGUGUCAUUGCCAUUAAGUUCUCCAAACAUAAAGCUGAAUCUCACUAGCCCUAAAAGGGGUCAAAAAAGAGAAGAUGGGUGGAAAGAAGUUGUGAGAAGGUCAAAGAAAUUGUCUGUUCCAGCCUCGGUAGUAUCCAGGAUAAUGGGAAGAGGUGGAUGCAACAUCACUGCAAUACAAGAUGUUACUGGGGCCCAUAUUGAUGUGGAUAAACAAAAAGAUAAGAAUGGUGAAAGAAUGAUCACAAUAAGGGGUGGUACAGAAUCAACAAGAUAUGCAGUUCAACUUAUCAAUGCACUUAUUCAAGAUCCUGCUAAGGAACUGGAAGACUUGAUUCCUAAAAAUCAUAUCAGAACACCUGCCAAUAACAAAUCCAUUCAUGCAAACUUCUCAUCUGGAGUAGGCACCACAACAGCUUCCAGUAAAAAUACAUUUCCCUUGGGUGCUCCAACUCUUGUAACUUCACAAGCGACAACAUUAUCUACGUUCCAGCCUGCUAAUAAACUUAGUAAGAAUGUUGCAACAAAUGUACGUUCUUCUUUCCCAGUUUCUCUACCCUUAGCUUAUCCCCACCCUCAUUUUGCCUUGCUGGCUGCUCAAACUAUGCAACAGAUCCGACAUCCGCGGUUACCCAUGGCCCAGUUUGGAGGAACCUUCUCACCUUCUGCUAAUACUUGGGGACCAUUCCCAGUGAGACCUGUGAAUCCUAGCAACACAAAUAGCUCUCCAAAGCAUAAUAAUACAAGCAACCGUCUACCUAACCAGAAUGGGACUGUUUUACCAUCAGAGUCUCCUGGACUAACUACUGCUAGUUGUCCUAUCACUGUCUCUUCUGUAGUUACCGCCAGUCAGCAACUGUGUGUGACUAAUACCCGGACUCCUUCAUCAGUCAGGAAGCAGUUGUUUGCCUGUGUGCCUAAGACAAGUCCUCCAACAACAGUGAUUUCUUCUGUGACAAGCACUUGUAGUUCCCUGCCUUCUGUCUCCUCCGCGUCUGUCACUAGUGGGCAAGUUCCCACCACGUUUCUGCCUACAAGUACUCCUCAAGCACAGCUUUCUUCACAGAAGAUGGAGUCUCUCUCUACUGUGCCAGCCCCCAAAGAGAAGGUGUCCACACAAGACCAGCCCAUGGCAAAUCUGUGUACCCCAUCUUCAACUACAAAUAGUUGCAGUAGCUCCGCCAGCAAUACUCCAGGAGCUCCAGAAACUCACCCAUCCAGUAGUCCCACUCCUCCCUCCAGCAACACACAGGAGGAGGCACAACCAUCCAGUGCGUCUGAUUUAAGUCCAAUGUCAAUACCAUUUGUAUCUAACUCAGAACCUGCUCCACUGACUUUGACGUCACCCAGAUUGGUUUCUGCUGAUAAUCAGGACACAAGUAAUUUACCUCAGUUAACUAUACCAGCACCUCGUGUUUCUCAUCGAAUGCAGCCAAGAGGUUCUUUUUACUCAGUGGUACCAAAUGCAGCUAUUCACCAGGAUCCCCAAUCUAUUUUUGUUACAAAUCCAGUACCUUUAACACCACCUCAAGGUCCACCAGCUACUGUCCAGCUUUCUUCAGCCGUGAAUAUAAUGAAUGGUUCUCAGAUGCACAUCAACCCAGCAAAUAAGUCUUUACCCCCUGCAUUUGGCCCAGCCACACUUUUUAAUCACUUCAGUAGUCUUUUUGAUAGCAGUCAGGUGCCUGCUAACCAGGGUUGGGGAGAUGGCCCAUUGUCCUCACGAGUUGCUGCAGAUGCUUCUUUCACUGUUCAGUCAGCAUUCCUGGGUAACUCUGUUCUUGGACACUUGGAAAAUGUGCUCCCUGACAACUCCAAGGCACCUGGUUUCAGACCGCCUUCCCAACGAGUUUCUACUAGUCCUGCUGGGUUACCAUCCAUUGACCCAUCAGGCAGUUCGCCAUCUUCCUCUUCUGCUCCUCUGACAAGUUUUUCCAGCAUACCAGGAACAAGAGUUUUCCUACAAGGGCCAGCUCCUGUUGGGACUCCUAGUUUCAACAGACAACAUUUUUCUCCCCAUCCUUGGACAAGCGCCUCAAACUCAUGUGACUCUCCUAUUCCAUCUGUUUCUUCGGGAUCAUCUUCACCUCUUUCAGCCACUUCUGCUGCACCAACAUUGGGCCAAGCCAAAGGAGGCAGUGCCAGUCAGGAUCGUAAGAUACCUCCCCCCAUUGGAACAGAGAGACUGGCACGGAUUCGGCAAGGAGGGUCUGUUGCACAAGCCCCUAUGGGGACCAGUUUUGUAGCUCCGGUUGGACACAGUGGAAUCUGGUCAUUUGGUGUUAAUGCUGUGUCAGAAGGCUUAUCAGGUUGGUCUCAGUCUGUGAUAGGGAACCAUCCAAUGCAUCAACAAUUAUCAGACCCAAGCACAUUCUCCCAACAUCAACCAAUGGAGAGAGAUGAUUCUGGAAUGGUAGCCCCCUCUAACAUUUUUCAUCAGCCCAUGGCAAGCGGUUUUGUGGAUUUUUCCAAAGGUUUGCCAAUUUCCAUGUAUGGAGGCGCUCUAAUACCCUCUCAUCCUCAGCUUGCUGAUGUUCCAGGAGGCCCACUGUUUAAUGGACUUCACAACCCAGAUCCUGCUUGGAACCCUAUGAUAAAAGUUAUCCAAAAUUCAGCUGAAUGCACUGAUGCCCAGCAGAUUUGGCCUGGCACAUGGGCACCUCAUAUUGGAAACAUGCAUCUCAAAUAUGUCAACUAAGUUAGAAGGUCUUUACUCUUUAGCCCUGUUUGAGAAACCUAUGACCUUGGAAGAACACUGGGGAUUUUUUUCUUUAAUGUGCCUAAUUAAGAUAUUUUUUCUGAGGCUUUAGCAGUGGAAAUAUGAUUGCCCAUUGUAUAAAAACAAGUUGAUUUCCUAUCCACCUGAUUAUGUUCUUUGGUUAGAUUAGCCAUUUUCAAUUUAAGAUCACAUGAACGUAGUGCUUUUGGCUAAACAUACUGGAUGCUACUUGUAUGCAGAAGAGAAUUAGUUGAUUACAUGUUUCAACAUUUUAGGGUGGUAAAUACAUGUAUAAUUGUUUACAUGCUUAAAAGGAAAAAAUUGAGUAAAUUUCUUGUCAUAUAGUAGCUCUACUAAAUAUAGCCUGUAUUAAUGUGAAAUAUUUACCAGAAUAUUCAAUAAAAAGAUGAACAGUGUUUAGAAGUGGGGUGUGAUCCUUUCAGUGGUCAUGAAGAUAACUGCCCAAUCCACAAUCAUAUUGAUUGUUGAAACUGUAUUUGCAACAGGCUUCUCACGUUUUUCAUUUUAGAGUUGAUUCUUAGAACUGCCUUGAAAGAGCUCUUUUAAAACUAGUUGGCUGUUUGUUCUGUGUUAAACAUUUCUUAUUCCCUUCAGUAUCAUUUUACAUGUAAGAAAGUUUCAAGCCUUGGCAAUAUGUCUUAUCUGAAUUUAGCAGAUAAGCCAUUGAUAGUUUUCACUCUUUAUGGAUCCAAGAGUAUGUCAAUAAGAACAGCUGGAUUCAAUCAGUUUACACUGAACAAACUUGAGGACACCUAAAUCAUCAAUUUCUAGUUCUUUUUGUGUUUCCUGAGUCUUUUUUUUUUUUUAAGAUUUAUUAUUAUUUUAUUUAUUUGAAAGGCAGAAUUACAGAGAGACAGAGAGAGGGAAGGAGAGAGAGAGGUCUUCCAUCCACUGGUUCACUCACCAAAUGGCCACAACAGCCAGUGCUAGGCCAGGCCAAAACCAGGAACCAGGAGCUUCUUCCAGGUCUCCCACAUGGGCACAGGAACCCAAACACUUGGGCCACCUUCUACUGCUUUCCCAGGCACAUUAGCAGGGAGCUGGAGAGUAAGUGGAACAGCCGAGACUUGAACUGGAACCCCGUAUUGCGUGCUGGCGCUGUGGCCAGCAGCUUAACCCACCAUGGCACAAUGCUGUCCCCUGUUUCCUGAGUCUUUUUUCUAAAACACUGAUCUUGUUAUAGGUGUUUUAGUUGAGUUGAGACAUAAGGAGGAAUGACUACUGUGAGCCUGUUGUAUUGUUGAAUCAGCUGAAUAAUGUUUAUAUGUAUGUGACUAAUUCUGGGCUUAGUAUGAGUAGAAAAGAGACAGUAUGUUCAACAGACUAAAAAUAGGAACAGUGAAAUGGGUUGUCUUGAUCAAAUCAUAGGCUAUGCCAAGAAUCUGAUGCAAUAGAAAAUUAUUCCAUUGAAAAGCACAUUCAUCAACUUGUCCAUGUUUGAGUAUCUCCUGGUCUUAGAUAUACACAAUAUAAAAAAGAAAAUGGGGUUGAUUAAAAAGCCAAAAAUGUCAAAGCAAAGGAGGAUACACAGAAAAAGGGUAGUAACUAUGGGUAGAACCGUGCAGGUAGCACUUUUCUACUUCUACCAAUAGGAAUUCUUAGUUUUCUCUGCCCAAGUCCUAAAGGCAGAUCAUUCACACUAUGUUUGUUCUUGUUAGACAUAAGCUGGUCUUUUUGUUUUCCUGUCAGUUUAACAUAUGAGAGAGCUUCCUCAAGUGCAAUUCUUUUUUUGUAUUUUUAUUAGAUCUGGAAAGUUAUCACUGGUGAGGAAGCUAUUGCCUUUGGGUAGUUAAUGACCUUAUCAGGCAGUCUCCAGAGGUCCCCUCACCUUAGUGGUGGCACAGAAGACCCCUUCAAUCAUGUAUAUAAUAUUGCUGUUUCCACUUACACUAACAAAAAAUACAAAAUAAAUGAAAAUACUCUUAAAGAAAUAUAAAGUAGUGAGGAAAAAUAUGAAGUAAAUGAAUUCAAUGAGAUGCAGGUUUUGUCUGAACUAUCUACAAUAUAUUUGAAUUGUCUAGAGGAGCCCUGUAUAUCUGUAUUCUGUACCUUGAGGACAGUAGAAUGAGAAAUUUUAUCUCAGGUUAAGAACUAGAACGCAUAAAGAAAAACAAAAAGGCAAUGAUGAGAAACCCGGGAGAAUGAGGAGGAAACGGGAGUUACACAGUUGGAGGUAGUUCUUUAGGGUACCCUCCUCUCUUUCCUCUUACCAGCACUGCCUUCUUUUCUUUGUAUUUGGAUCCCAGUAGCCUACUCCCAACCCCAUUUCGCCUGAUAAAAUCUCUUCUUCCUCUGCCUACCUCUCCUGGCAUUACUGUAUUGCUAUUUUACCAACCUGAACAUUGGAUAAAACCUAGCUCAGGUAAGAACUUGGUUACUUACAAAAUACACAAGGGAUAUGGGGGAGGUAGCAUGGGUACAAUGAACAAGAGUCAGAAGUUGACAUUCUGUCUUCAUUUCUAACACUUAAAGCUAUAUGACCUUAGGCAAAUAAUUUCAUCUUUGUGAACUGAACUUUCAUAAUCUGAAAAUGAGAUUGAAUUUAAAUUAACUCAAAAUGGAGUUUCUAGUUCUAAUGCAGCUUUUCUUGUUUUUGUGAGUGAGAAUAUAAAAAAAGGGAAUUAGAAUGUUUGCAGUGCAGAGGUUUGAGAGCCCUUAUUAUUGGUUCUGACAUGCAAUCAAAAGGCCUGCUACUAUAGGGGAGAGUAUUUGAGAUUUUAGUGGAGGCAGAAGAAAACCGUGCAUAAUCCAUAGGGAGCCCUCAAGUCAUUAAGAAACAUCCUUCUAAGGCACAGUCAAACCCUGUGAGAGUAAUGGCUCUUUCAAGAAUAAAUCUAUAACAUCAAGGUUUCUGAACCCACUUACUUCAAGUACUGUUCAAUGUAAUAAAAUUCUACCACCAACAAAAUUAUUGAUGUUUUAAGACCCUUUAAACCUGUUGUGGCUACAG